Molecule: messenger RNA, 2156 nt
Organism: Nannospalax galili (Upper Galilee mountains blind mole rat)
Lineage: Eukaryota; Metazoa; Chordata; Mammalia; Rodentia; Spalacidae
Gene: Galr3
Product: galanin receptor 3
Exons: 3
Coding region: 132-1256 (374 amino acids)
Biological process (GO): neuropeptide signaling pathway; negative regulation of adenylate cyclase activity; adenylate cyclase-modulating G protein-coupled receptor signaling pathway
Cellular component (GO): membrane
Molecular function (GO): galanin receptor activity
Source: RefSeq, a predicted model, not a curated record
AUAGGACAGAGUCAUACCUGCAGGGAGGCACGGGGGCAGCAGCUGAGCCAACAGAAGCCCCAGCCUGGCCAUUCCACCAGAGGGCAUGUGGGGCCCAGUGCCCAGGGCUCAGGUGCCUAUCUGAUGGGAAGAUGACUGACACCCAGAACAUUUCGCUGGAUAGUCCAGGGAAUGUAGGGGCCGUGGCAGUGCCUGUGGUCUUCGCCCUCAUCUUCCUGCUGGGCAUGGUGGGUAAUGGACUGGUGCUGGCUGUGCUGCUGCAGCCUGGCCCAAGUGCCUGGCAGGAGCUAGGCAGCACCACAGAUCUGUUCAUCCUCAACCUGGCAAUUGCAGACCUCUGCUUCAUCCUGUGCUGCGUGCCCUUCCAGGCUGCCAUCUACACUCUGGAUGCCUGGCUCUUUGGGGCCUUCAUCUGUAAGGCUGUGCACCUGCUCAUCUACCUUACCAUGUAUGCCAGCAGCUUCACCCUGGCUGCUGUCUCAGUGGACAGGUACUUGGCGGUGCUCCACCCGCUGCGCUCUCGGGCCCUGCGCACCCCGCGCAAUGCGCGCGCCGCGGUGGGGCUGGUGUGGCUGCUGGCGGCGCUCUUUUCGGCGCCCUACCUCAGUUACUAUGGCACGGUGCGCUACGGCGCCCUCGAGCUCUGCGUGCCGGCCUGGGAGGACGCGCGCCGGCGCGCCCUGGACGUGGCCACCUUCGCCGCGGGCUACCUGCUACCGGUGGCCGUGGUGAGCCUGGCCUACGGACGCACGCUGCGCUUCCUGUGGGCCGCAGUGGGUCCCGCGGGCGCUGUGGCAGCCGAGGCGCGCAGACGGGCGACGGGCCGCGCAGGUCGCGCCAUGCUGGCGGUGGCCGCGCUCUACGCGCUGUGCUGGGGCCCGCACCACGCGCUCAUCCUCUGCUUCUGGUUCGGCCGCUUCGCCUUCAGCCCGGCCACCUAUGCCUGCCGCCUGGCCUCGCACUGCCUCGCCUACGCCAACUCCUGCCUCAACCCGCUGGUCUACGCGCUCGCCUCGCGCCACUUCCGCGCGCGCUUCCGCCGCCUGUGGCCCUGUGGCCAUCGCCGCCACCGCCACCACCGCACCGGCUGGCUCCCGGGCGCACGUCGCGCUCUCCGUCGCGUCGGGCCAGCGUCCUCAGGUCCAGCCGGCUGCCCUGGGGAUGCCCGGCCUCGCGUUAGGGGUGUGGAGCCCACAGGGGAGCCCCUGCGACGUGGAGAGGCUGGACGAGCGCUGUCCACCCGAGGACCGCACUAAACCGCGCCUGCCUGGACUCUUGUCUGCUGUCAGUCUGUCCACUUUCCUGGUCACAGGAUGCCACUGAACUAAGGGAUCCUGGAGGAGCACUCAGAGUAGCGAUUUGUCCAAGGAGAGCAGGGGGAGAGUUGAGGUUCCAAUCCAGGGGACACUUGGGCGGUGAACAUGAGUCCACCCACCUAGACACAGUCCCUCAAAGCACACAGCCUCAGGCCCUGUCCAAAGCCAAUCUGGCAGAAUAGUCCCUCCUCUCAUCCAUCUGGUAGGUGCCUUCUAGGCUCUGCCUCUUCACCAUCUUUGAUUAGGCCCUUUUCUGGACUGGCUAAGUAGCUGAGGAUAACCUUGAACUUCUGAUCCUCCCUCGUCUUCCCAAGUGCUGGGAUUUCAGACACCCCAUCAGUUCUGACUUGUCCAAACAGUUUAUAAUAGCAAAUAUUUCCAAAGCUCACUGUGUACCUGAUAGGGUACAAUGUUGCAAGACUAGCCCCAUUUUACAGAAGUAGAAAUCAAGAGUCAGCAAUGAGUGACAUGUCCAAGAUCACACAGCUAGCACUUGGUGGAGGCUGUGUUCAAGUCCAUGGCUAACUUUUUUACUAAAUGGCCUACCUUCUGUACCUUGGAGCCUCUUCAGUUUCCAUUACUUUGUCUCAUUCUUCUUUGUUUUUGUGGUUCAGGGAUCAAACUCAAGUGCUCUACCAUUUACAUCCUUUGGCCUGCUUUACAUCUCCUAAUUUGCAACUCUCCUGUUCCCCACACCUGACUGGAAGUUCUAGAUACUUCAGAGCUCCCUGAACCCUGUGGUGUUCCCAUCUCAAAAGAGACACUGAGUACACUUGGGCCCCAGCUGACCGCUGCCCCCACCCCCAUCCCCAUCCACAGCUAGGGAAGUCUGUGGCUGUA